CGGGAAAAUCCCACCUUGCCCAAGGGCACCCUCCCGUCACCUCCAUAUUAAUUACAUGAUUCUUUUUCCAGCUUUCCCUUUCCCCUUCCCCAGCUUACCUACCUUCAGGAGCCCCAGCAGCCAGCCACCUUGAUGAGCUGGUUUGGUUUGCAGAAACCAAGCGCCUCGAAAGAAACCCGCUGAUUUUUGUUUUGCGGCUUUCCUCCGGUGGUUCAUCUUCCCACGUAUCCCCUUUUCCUCUUCUCUAACUUUUUAUUGAUUUACACUUUGAGUUUUGACUCGUCCGGUCCUUAACACAGAGCUCAGAGCCCCUGUUCUUGGAGCUCGACUCUUUCUCUCUCCAUCCGUCGUCUUUCCCGUACACACUCUCUAAGCCGCGUUCGUCAGCGACUUCGGCUAUCCCGUUCCGACAGUCAGUCUCCUCUCUCCAUUCAACAUUCUUCGUCACCCCGUUCGUUCCGUUUGCUGACCUUGCAGGCGAACAGCCAUGGCUGUCGAAAAGCCAAUUGUCGCGUCCGGAGCAGACGUCGGCGAUGGCGUCAGACGCCGUGCCGUGCCACAAGGCCAGUCAGUUCCCCUGACGGCCGCUCCGGAGGUCGAUGACAAGAAGAAGCUUGCCAAGAAGGGCCCCUCCUUCCUCGACCAGUAUGAGGUUAUCAUCGCCCCCAUCAUCUUCACGGCCGUUGCCAUUUUCACGCGACUCUGGAGAAUCGGUCUCAGCAACAUCGUUACCUGGGACGAGGCCCACUUUGGCAAGUUUGGAAGCCACUACAUCAAGCAUGAAUACUACUUCGACGUUCACCCGCCCUUGGGCAAGAUGCUCGUCGGUCUGUCCGGCGUUCUCGCCGGUUACAACGGAUCUUUCGAGUUCAAGUCUGGCGAGAAGUACCCAGAGGACGUCGACUACACUUUCAUGAGAGCCUUCAACGCUCUCUUUGGCAUUCUCUGCAUUCCCAUGGCAUACUUCACCGCCCGCGAGCUGAACCUGCGCCGCCCUGCCGUCUGGCUCGUUACCUUGAUGGUUCUCUGCGAAAAUUCCUAUACCACCAUCAGCCGCUUCAUUCUUCUCGACUCGAUGCUACUCUUCGGAACCGUCGCCACUGUUCUCUGCUGGGCCAAGUUUCACAACCAGCGCCACAACGCCUUUGAGCCCGAAUGGUUCUUCUGGCUUUUCAUGACUGGUCUUAGCAUUGGUUGCGUGUGCAGUGUCAAGCUCGUUGGUCUCUUUGUAACCUCCCUAGUCGGCCUUUACACCAUUGAGGAUCUCUGGAACAAGUUUGGCGACACAAAGAUGCCCGUCACUACUCUGGGUGCCCAUGUCGUCACCCGCGUUGUCGGCCUCAUCGUUGUUCCCUUCCUGGUUUACAUGCUCUCUUUCGCUCUUCAUUUCGCCAUCCUUGACCAAACUGGUCCCGGUGACGCGCAAAUGAGCUCCCUGUUCCAGGCCAACCUCAAGGGCACCGAGGUUGGCAAGAACAGCCCCUUGGAGAUCGCCUACGGCUCGCGCGCCACCAUCAAGAACAUGGGAUAUGGUGGCGGCCUGCUUCAUUCUCACAUCCAAACAUAUCCUGAGGGCUCUACCCAACAGCAGGUCACUUGCUACCACCACAAGGAUGCCAACAACGACUGGUUCUUCUACCCCAACCGCCACGACGAGGACUAUAAUCCUGAGGCCGAGCCCCGCUUCAUUGCUGAUGGUAGUACUAUUCGCCUCAUCCACGCCCAGACCGGACGUAACCUCCACUCCCACGAGAUUGCUGCUCCCAUUACCAAGGCCGACAAGGAGGUCUCUUGCUACGGCAACCUUACCAUUGGUGAUGACAAGGACCACUGGCAGGUCGAAGUUGUUCGCGAUGUUGCCUCUCGUGACCGUAGCCGCAUCCGCACUCUUACUACCGCCUUCCGCUUGAAGCACCCAGUCCUCGGCUGCUAUCUCCGCGCUGGAAACGUCAACCUACCUCAGUGGGGUUUCAAGCAGAUUGAGGUUACCUGUACCAAGAAGAACAACCCCAAGGACUCGUACACGCACUGGAAUGUUGAGGCCCACACCAACGACAAGCUACCCCCCGGCGACCCUGGGUCCUACAAGUCACCCUUCCUCCAUGACUUUAUUCAUCUGAACGUCGCCAUGAUGACAUCCAACAAUGCUCUUGUUCCCGAUCCCGACAAGCAGGACGACUUGGCAUCUCAUUGGUGGCAGUGGCCUAUCCUGAAUGUCGGUCUACGCAUGUGUGGUUGGGAUGACAACAUUGUCAAGUACUUCCUCCUCGGCAACCCUCUUGUCUACUGGGGCUCCACAGCCGGCCUUGGCAUCUUUGCUCUCGUCAUCGUCUGGUACGUUGUCCGCUGGCAGCGUGGCUAUAACGACUUGAACACGAAGGAGGUUGAUCAGAUCCACUACGCGGGACUGUACCCCGUAGCAGGCUGGUUUCUUCACUACCUUCCCUUCGUCGUCAUGGCUCGUGUCACCUAUGUCCACCACUACUACCCCGCUCUCUAUUUCGCCAUCCUUACCUUUGGUUUCUUGGCCGAUUGGUUCCUCCGUAACAAAAACCAGAUCGUUCAAUACACCGUCUACGGUGUUUUGUACGCGGCCAUCAUCGGGCUCUACAUCCUCUUCAGCCCCAUCUGCUUCGGCAUGACGGGCCCCAACAAGCAGUACAGCUACCUGAAGUGGUUCGACAGCUGGAGAAUCUCGGACUAAGUCACAGAACGAAAUCUUAAUACAAUCACUUGUAAUUAACAGGUUGUUCUGGUAAAUCAUGUACUUGGGGAGAGCUGGAGGAUUCAUGACUCAACUUUCCUCACCCAGCUCAUUGUAAGAAUAUGGGCGAUUAAAAGGGGUAACAGCUGGUUUCGAGCUUGGGAUAGGGGAGAGACAGCUGGCGGAUGAUACUUCCGUGCAUAAUACAACGUGCAUUGUUUGCUUGUUUCUGCAACGCGCUCUGAUCUGCCAAUCCCAGAGACUUGAAUCAACUAUGACGAUGAAUUAUGAUUAAAAGUAAUAGUACAAGGUUGAAAGACGAGAAAGAGCUAAAGACUCUUGCCGGUAGCCUUGGGUAUCACUAUCCUUCUCGUAUGUGUGCUUUUUUUUUUUUUUUUUUUUU
Colletotrichum navitas is the source of this 3107-nucleotide messenger RNA. RefSeq names its product dolichyl-phosphate-mannose-protein mannosyltransferase. Gene Ontology annotation, cellular component: membrane; endoplasmic reticulum. Bases 488 to 2704 code for a protein of 738 amino acids. Gene Ontology annotation, molecular function: dolichyl-phosphate-mannose-protein mannosyltransferase activity. Gene Ontology annotation, biological process: protein O-linked glycosylation via mannose. The record is from RefSeq and is a predicted model, not a curated record. Lineage: Eukaryota; Fungi; Ascomycota; Sordariomycetes; Glomerellales; Glomerellaceae. The transcript is spliced from 3 exons.